This is a messenger RNA of Mytilinidion resinicola, 817 nucleotides long. RefSeq lists its product as uncharacterized. NCBI's taxonomy places the organism in Eukaryota, Fungi, Ascomycota, Dothideomycetes, Mytilinidiales, Mytilinidiaceae. The coding region runs from base 379 to 780 and encodes 133 amino acids. The record is from RefSeq and is a predicted model, not a curated record. The transcript has a single exon.
AAGAAGGAGGAAGAUCGCUAUGACGCCAAAAUCGAUGCCAUCAACAAACUCCGAGUCCAUAUUGUUGAAACGGUCGCAUCGCACUACAUACUAUUCAUCAACAAGGCCAAGACUGUGCACGAAAUGCUGAUUAGCCUCAAGAAUCAGGUGGCUCCAUCUAAUUAGCUACGCCGCUACGAACUCCGCACGCUAUGGCAGCAGCAGCAAAAGUUUCCAAAGGAUUCAAAUAUUGAACGAUGGCUACAGGAAUGGACAGUUCUCUACAGAGAAUGCGAAGAAUAUCAACUGCCUGAAGCCGCCGACAAUCGUCCACAACUCGACUUCCUGCUCUCUAUUCAGCCAAAGAAUCCCGAAUUUUCGAUAUACUGGCGCAACGAAAUGCACCGCCGCAUGGCUAGGGCUGAGAAUGCUCCACCGCUUCAGGAACUGGUUGAUUUAUUCCGUGACCAAAGACGGGAGGCUCUAGCUAUUGCAGGCAAAAUUACCAGCCAUUCUGCAUUUGCAACAACACUCAACGGCGUGGAAUUGAAGCCACCAAGCACGCCGGCAGCCACGCAGGCCGCUACAACGGCAUCCACGCCAGCCGCUAUAACGGCCUCCACAACAGCCUCCAAAGCUAAAAAUAUGCUCCCAGAAUGCAUCUGCGAAGAAUACUACUUCUUCCGAAAUUGCCUAUAUAUCUGUGAGAAUAAACGGCCAAACGGAUGGAAAAGCAACCCAGCUGUAGCAGCCAAGCUCAAGGAAACCUCAAGAAUCGACCCGAAAAACAGCAGGCGAUAGUUCAAAAGCUGCAGGAAAUAGCCGAGGCCGGAGGGCC